UUUUCUAAUGAACGAAUUAUCCGAUCCAAAAUCAGAAGUGUUCUUCUUUCAUCUUAGGUCACGGCUAAGAAAUUGAAAUCCAAUAAAGCUUCAUCAAUGGCGUCGAACAGCAGAGAAGCUCGGAGAAGGAGGAUUUUGGAGCGAGGAUCCGACCGUCUUGCUCUCAUCACCGGCCAUAUCGAUAACCUCCCUGAUCCUUCUCCCUCUCUCCAUCGUCUUAAUCAAGAUACACAGCCCUUGCUUUCCCAUCAGGACUAUCAAUCUCAUCCAAUUGACAAAAUUAACGUUUUUUCUCAUGGAGAGGAUAGGACAUCUAGCCCUGUGUUGCCAAAAGACGAUCACAACACUGAUUGUGGCCCAAUUGAAGGCGAUUUUGAUGGAAGCAGUUCAAUGCCUCUCUUCAGUAAAGAGGAGACCAAUUUUGAACCGUUAAGGAACCGGAACUCUGGUUCAGAAGACAGCUUGUUAAAUUCAUCUUUGGCCUCGUCUAGGGAUCAAAGUUCUUCAGUUUCUAAUUUGGCUACAGAAAGACAGGUGGAAUCUCAGACACAGAAAUACAGGUUUUUCACUCCAAAUCAAAUUACUUCUGCCCUAGCAGCUACAGAGCGCACUCGCUUUUUUUGUUCUAUAGCAUUAGCCCUUUUAGUUGUUUUGUCAUAUUUUGGAUUUCCUAUACUACGUAGCAAGUUCAUAAAGAGCAUUAUAAGCUUCAGGCCUCUCUAUCUAGUUUGGCUUACAAAUGCAACGGCUGUGCUUGCACAACUUCUUCGUAUACAAGGAAGUAGAAGAGAAAAUAAAACCUCAUCGGCUGAUGGAAAUGAUUUGGCCGCACAACUAGGUAAGACUUUAGAGAUAGGUUUGCUGAUUCAGAAGGGAGCUGAUGCCGUGUUCAUGACUUGUGCUGUUUAUGCAGUAAUUGUCGUGUGUGGCGUCUCUUUUGUUCAGAAUUUAAAUUAAGUGGAUUCAUCAUUCAUGUUCUUUUAUGUAUCGUUUUCUUACGGAACAUUCUUGCCCUGAAAACUUUCCUCGUUCGUUAAACAUUUUAUGGUGGAACUAAUUUAGCUUUCCAUUGUUUUGAUUUGUAA
Messenger RNA from Humulus lupulus (European hop), 1085 nucleotides. RefSeq lists its product as uncharacterized. The transcript has a single exon. NCBI's taxonomy places the organism in Eukaryota, Viridiplantae, Streptophyta, Magnoliopsida, Rosales, Cannabaceae. The coding region runs from base 97 to 957 and encodes 286 amino acids. The record is from RefSeq and is a predicted model, not a curated record.